GAAUACCGGAAUCUCUGCAACAUAAAUAGGCAUCCUAUCUCCUGCGACAGACACCAUUCUACCCUGCAGCGUGCCCGAGAGAUUCAGCAGUCCACCCAUUUCUCGAUCAUGGCGUACUUCUGCCUCGUUUUGGCUGCCAUGCUGAUGCCUGUCGCUAUGGCUACCACUCCAAACUGCCUUACCGCAUCACUACCCGGCAUACUCGACCUCGGAACGUGUCUUCAAACAUCUUUGGACCUUUGCACAGCAACUGUCGAUGACGUCCUGAGUGCCCUGGUUGAUGUCGUUCAGUGUCUUGUUACUACCCUGGCGACCAUAAAUGCUGUGGGUGCCCUGUCAGCUUUGAUUGACAUCGUCUCCAUCGUCCUGAGUGUACUUGGAAUAAGUUUGAGCAGCGUUACAAAGGUGCUGAAGCCCUUGUGCUGCGUAUCGCAAGUGCCUGGAUGCAUAACACUUUUGUCCGGAGAUGAUGUCUGCACAGAGCCUAUCAACGUUACGCUUCCUGGUGAACUCAAUCUUGGGCAGUGCCUCACUGACACCCUUAUAUUGUGCGAAGCCGGUGAGCCCGUCACGGAUGAAGUGCUUAUGAAGCUUGUGGAAGCUUUGGUGUGCCUGUUGAAAGCCACCCUGGAAUCAGCCUCUGGCAGCGUACCCGACGAUCUGGUGUGCGCCCUAAUCACGCUUAUCACUGGGGCUGCCGCCAACGCCAACCUAGUGCUGAAGUUGGCACUGAAUGGCCUUGCGGCUACUCUAAAUCUCUCGGUCAGCUGUGCCUAACUACCCUGCAUCCUGUGAGAACUCGUCAACAGCUGGAAAGAAAAUCCAAGCGUACCGUUGGGACAUAUUGGAAUAAUCACUUUACUGGUGGUGGAAGGGGUACUCAAAAUUGAUUGGCCUUUUGCGCGAGACGUCUACGUAAGCUUUGCAUAUUUCAUAAUUAGGGCAAAUAAAAGUUGUUGAGCAACCA
Molecule: messenger RNA, 967 nt
Organism: Rhipicephalus sanguineus (brown dog tick)
Lineage: Eukaryota; Metazoa; Arthropoda; Arachnida; Ixodida; Ixodidae
Exons: 10
Coding region: 109-777 (222 amino acids)
Source: RefSeq, a predicted model, not a curated record